AUGGACGCCGCCAAGCAAGUUACAAACUCACCUAGUCAACAUACCGAAGCCCACAGGCAGCAUCUGUACAACAACUUGCCAGUCGAAGAACGAGGAAAGAAAUCCUACUAUGAAUGGGUUAGGGAGGCUUACCAAGAGCAGUACGAGAAAUGGGUACCGUGGCUCGAGGACCAAUACUUGAAAUGGUUUGGAAAUGGUGAUAACAAGGCUUCCUAUGCGACUAAAGAUACCCUGAAUAAAUCCAAGGUCAGCGGUAUACCGCAAGUCGACCAACUUCAAGACGAUGCCCAUAAUCUUCUCGGAAAUCAGCUUGGCGAGAAUGGACUUGCAGCGCCCGUUGGCAAUAUAGCAAGCAAAGAGGGCGUCAACAGAAUGGAAAGGCAAGGCAAAGACGACAAGGGGACAUACGGCGGCCCCGCCGCUGGGUAUACAGAUUCUAUACUCAACAAGGCAAAGAGUGGUGCGCAAUACGUGGGAACCUCGCUAUCUGAUGGUGCAAAAAGUACUGGCAGCUAUAUGGGACUUGGCGAAGGCAGUCAAAAAAGUCAGUAA
This is a messenger RNA of Talaromyces atroroseus, 552 nucleotides long. RefSeq lists its product as hypothetical. Bases 1 to 552 code for a protein of 183 amino acids. The record is from RefSeq and is a predicted model, not a curated record. Lineage: Eukaryota; Fungi; Ascomycota; Eurotiomycetes; Eurotiales; Trichocomaceae. The transcript is spliced from 2 exons.